AUGCCGCCGCCGCAGUCGGGCAUGGCCCUCUGCCGCCUUCCCACGGCCACCGUUGGCCUUCCGCUUUCUCUCCCCUGUUUGCUAUCUCGGCCCCGCAUGUCCCUCGCCGCACGUCGCGCCAGGGCCGUCGCCGCCAGGGCCUCCUCCUCCUCCUCCUCCUCUCCAUCACCGGACUCUUCCUUCGGUUCGCGGAUGGAGGAUUCCGUCAAGAAGACGGUGGCCGACAACCCCGUUGUCAUCUACUCCAAGUCAUGGUGCUCAUAUUCCAUGGAGGUGAAGGCGCUCUUCAAGCGGAUCGGUGUGCAGCCCCACGUCAUCGAGCUCGACCAUCUCGGUGCUCAAGGACCACAACUACAAAAGGUAUUAGAGAGGCUGACUGGACAGACUACUGUUCCUAAUGUUUUCAUCGGUGGAAAGCAUGUUGGUGGCUGUACAGAUACUGUGAAGCUGUAUCGCAAGGGGGAGCUAGCUAGCAUGCUAUCGGACUUGGAUAUCAACAUUAACAACUCAUGACAAGUUUGAGCAUGUUCUACAAGGAUGGAUUCGGCUUGAGAGGCUUGGGCAGCCCUGUAUUGAGUUUUUAAUUGUUGCAGAUCCAUUAUGCCGGCAUGGAAAAAAAAACUGGUGUCCUUUACACAUUUUUGUUUGGUACCCCAAUUAAAUCAUUUAAUUUGACCAUUA
Messenger RNA from Sorghum bicolor (sorghum), 681 nucleotides. Its product is annotated as monothiol glutaredoxin-S10. The record is from RefSeq and is a predicted model, not a curated record. The transcript is spliced from 5 exons. NCBI's taxonomy places the organism in Eukaryota, Viridiplantae, Streptophyta, Magnoliopsida, Poales, Poaceae. Gene Ontology annotation, biological process: cellular response to oxidative stress. Gene Ontology annotation, molecular function: glutathione disulfide oxidoreductase activity. Gene Ontology annotation, cellular component: cytoplasm. Bases 1 to 513 code for a protein of 170 amino acids.